UCCAUAAACCCUCAUGAUGCAAACCAAUCUUCUACCUUUCGCUAUCUUUCUUCCUCUAUAGGCGAGAUGUCCAAGAUCCAGUGCCAAAAACCCAGCAACCCCACACUGAAGCUCUUCGGCUUCGCCUUGGAAGCUUCUGUUGAUCCCGCGCCGAUAACAGAUUCCUCCUUCUCGGCCUCCACAGCCUCCGUCGCUGCCGCAGCCUCAGCCGCCGAUGGCCGGAAAUUCGAGUGCCAAUACUGCUUCCGCGAGUUCACCAACUCCCAAGCUCUCGGUGGCCACCAAAACGCCCACAAGAAGGAACGCCAACAGCUGAAGCGCGCUCAGCUCCACCAAGCCGCGGCCGCCUCAAAUCUCUACUCGCGCGCCAAUCCGAUGGUCUCCGCCUUCGCAACCCCGCCGCCGCUCCUACCCGACUACUUAGUCGCCGGAGCAUCACCGCCGGCCAACAGUUUUCUUUACUUCUCUCGUCCAUCUCUUCCCUCACAGUUCCAAAUCUCCCAUGGCGGCGUCUUCCCCUCCUUUUCGAACACACCGCCAACUUUAGGCCGCGGGAUCGCCGACGGCGUGGUGGUCGGGCGCCGGAUCCGGUCCGUACCGGUUUCGCUUGGUCAGUUCGCUGCUCCGACCAUCCCUGGCGGCUCUGACAACUCGUAUGGAGUAGACCUUCAUCUCAGCCUGGCGCCAGCGCGUUCCAGCAUCGUUUGAUCCGUCAUUCGUUGUAACUCUCUGUACCAUCAAUUAAACCUGUACAUCUAAUCUUUAUUUUCCUAAUUUUGAACGCAUUAUGCUUG
Molecule: messenger RNA, 794 nt
Organism: Dendrobium catenatum
Lineage: Eukaryota; Viridiplantae; Streptophyta; Magnoliopsida; Asparagales; Orchidaceae
Product: zinc finger protein GIS3-like
Exons: 1
Coding region: 67-708 (213 amino acids)
Biological process (GO): gibberellic acid mediated signaling pathway; trichome morphogenesis; trichome differentiation
Cellular component (GO): nucleus
Molecular function (GO): transcription cis-regulatory region binding; DNA-binding transcription factor activity
Source: RefSeq, a predicted model, not a curated record